GAAGUUUGAACUGCAAAGUAAGAGACGUGUGUUCAUGUCUUUUGUCUUGUAAAAAUUUGUUUUCGCUGUUUGAAAAGAGUUUUUGUAAUUUAAGAAUGCCGACAUAUCACAAACCCGAGGCUAAAUCUAUCCAGGAGUUGAAGGAUAUUGCGCACAAGUUACGCAUUCAUUCCAUCACUUCAACUCAGGCUUCGAAAUCUGGUCACCCUACAUCAUGUGCUUCAAUUGCAGAAAUCAUCUCUGUCCUGUUUUUCAACACGAUGCGUUACAAGAUCUCCGCUCCGCGGGAUCCCUCAUCGGAUCGAUUUAUUUUGUCCAAAGGGCAUGCGGCGCCGAUUUUAUAUGCAGCUUGGGCUGAAGCUGGGUUAUUCCCAGUUAAUGAACUUCUUAAUUUACGUAAGGUUGAUUCAGAUCUGGAGGGUCACCCGACUCCGAGGCUGAACUUUGUUGAUGUUGGAACAGGUUCACUUGGACAAGGUGUGGCUGUAGGAUGUGGGAUGGCUUAUGUAGGAAAAGUUAUAGACAAGACGGAUUACCGAACCUACGUAUUGGUUGGCGAUGGUGAAUCUGCGGAAGGAUCAAUAUGGGAAUCCCUACAUUUUGCUGGACAUUAUAAAUUAGAUAAUCUUUGCGUUAUUUUUGAUGUUAAUCGUUUGGGGCAAUCUGAACCGACCUCAUUGCAACAUCGAAUGGAAGUCUAUCGCAAGAGGUUAGAAGCGUUUGGAUUUAACGCAAUCGUUGUUGACGGUCAUGACGUAGAAGAACUUUGUAAGGCAUUUUUCGAAGCAUCAAUUACGCAAGAUCGUCCAACUGCUGUUAUUGCAAAGACGUUCAAAGGCAAGUACUUUCCGAAUAUCGAGGAUUUAGAGAAUUGGCAUGGUAAGCCAUUGGGUGAAGAUGCGACAACUGUAAUUGAACAUCUACAGUCAUUGAUUCACAAUGCUGGUCCAAUAACUAUUACCCCUCAUUCACCACAGAAGGACAGCACUAAAAUAGUAAACAUAAACAACAUUAAGCUUGCCACUCCUCCAGCCUACAAGCUUGGAGAAAGCGUUGCUACACGUUUAGCUUAUGGGUCAGCAUUAGCUAAGAUUGCAAUGAACAAUGACCGAGUUAUCGCUUUGGAUGGGGACACGAAAAAUUCCACGUUCUCCGACAAGCUCCGCAAAGCUUUUCCCGAACGUUUUAUUGAAUGUUUCAUUGCCGAACAAAAUUUGGUGGGUGUUGCAAUUGGGGCGGCUUGUCGCGAUCGCACCGUGGCAUUCGUAUCGACAUUCGCGACUUUUUUCACUCGUGCGUUUGAUCAAAUCCGAAUGGGUGCCAUUUCUCAAACAAAUGUAAAUUUUGUGGGAUCGCACUGUGGUGUCAGCAUUGGCGAGGACGGUCCCAGUCAAAUGGGAUUGGAAGAUAUUGCCAUGUUCAGAGCCAUUCCAGGAAGCACUGUUUUUUAUCCGUCGGACGCUGUCAGUACCGAGCGUGCUGUUGAGCUGGCGGCCAACACUAAGGGCGUUUGUUUUAUUCGCACUUCACGGCCAAACACUGCUGUUAUUUAUAACAAUGAUGAUGCUUUUGAGGUUGGCAAAGCGAGGAUUGUAAAACGAUCGGGAAACGACGUUGUCUUGCUAGUUGGAGCAGGAGUUACAUUAUACGAAGCUCUCAAUGCAGCCAAUGAACUGGAGAAGAAUGGCAUUUACGCACGUGUGCUGGAUCCGUUCACUGUGAAACCUUUGGACAAGGAAACCAUUGUGGAAAAUGCAAUUCAGUGUGGUGGCCGCAUUGUUGUUAUAGAAGACCAUUAUAAACAAGGGGGCUUAGGCGAAGCGGUACUUUCCGCUGUUGCAGAUCAGCGAAAUAUACUCGUUGAGCACUUGGGAAUUGAGAAAAUACCUCGUUCUGGUCCACCAUCAAUUUUAAUAGAUAUGUUUGGUAUUUCGGCGCGCUGCAUUGUAGCUGCUGUCAAUAAAAUCCGGAAAUUGUAGAUUAAACGACGAAGCAGGACAUUCAUGUGUGAAUCGGGAGAGUGGCUUAGAACGUUCAGAAAAAUAUAUUAUUAGCUUUUUGUUCAAACAUACAUUCCUUUUUAAAAUUUAUUAUUGCCAUUUUGUAAUGCUUACUUUUCUCGGUAUAGAUUAGAGAUUACUAUAGCCGUGGGUACGUUUACUUAUUUUCAUAUAUAUAAAAAAAAUUACUUAUGCAAAUGGGUCUAUUACAUCAAUAAAAUGGGCAACCGUAUUAAUAAACAUCUAUUUACGUUGGCAUGAA
Molecule: messenger RNA, 2262 nt
Organism: Sabethes cyaneus
Lineage: Eukaryota; Metazoa; Arthropoda; Insecta; Diptera; Culicidae
Product: transketolase-like protein 2
Exons: 4
Coding region: 96-1979 (627 amino acids)
Molecular function (GO): thiamine pyrophosphate binding; transketolase activity
Source: RefSeq, a predicted model, not a curated record